CUGAUCAGAAAAACAACCAUUGGAGAGCUUGGAUCAAGAGGAUGGAAAUGGAGGCUUCCGUCUUGGCAGCUCUGGCGGCAGUAGUCGUUGCUUCCAUCUUCUUGGUAUUGCCACACCUGAGAAAGCAGAGCCCAUCUCAGGACGAUCGGCGCCGCCAGCUGCCUCCGGGCUCCUUCGGCCUCCCCGUCGUCGGCCAGACGGUCGGCCUACUGCGCGCCCUCCGCGCCAACACCGCCGAGGCAUGGCUCCGGCGCUGGGCCUCCGAGUACGGCACCGUCUCAAAGCUCUCCCUCUUCGGCCUCCCCACGGCCUUGCUCGUCGGCCCCGCCGCCAACAAGUUCCUCUUCGCCAGCACCGCGCUCACCGCCAAGACCACCACCUCCUUCAACAGCAUGGUCGGCAGGCGCAACAUCCGAGAGCUGGCCGGCGACGACCACCGCCGCGUAAGGGCCAUGAUGGUCCAGUUCCUCAAGCUGGACAGCGUCAGGAGCUACGUCGCCAGCAUGGACGACGAGGUCCGGCACCACAUCCGCGCCCACUGGGACGGCCGCGCAACCGUCGCGGUGAUGCCGUCGAUGAAGUCGCUCACCUUCGACAUCAUGUGCACCGUCAUCUUCGGGCUCGGGAGAGCCGAGCACGCCGCCGUGAGGCGGGAGCUCUCGGCGGAGUUCCAGCAGCUGGUGAGGGGCAUCUGGGCGAUCCCGGUGAACCUGCCUUUCACCUCCUACGGCAAGUGCCUCGCCGCGAGCCGGCGAGGCCGGCGAGCUGUCGCGGCAGUCAUCGGCGAGAAGCGCGCCAAGCUGGAGAGCGGGCACAGCUCGCCGUUCGACGACCUCAUGACCCACAUGCUCGCCGAGGGGCUAGCCGACGAGGAUAUCAUCGACAACGUCAUGUUCAUGAUGGUAGCGGCGCACGACACCACGGCCACCCUCCUCACCUUCCUCCUCCGUCACCUCGACGGCAACAGGGAGGCCUACGGCAGGGUCGUGGCAGAGCAACAAGAGGUCGCGAGGAGCAAGGCUCCGGGGAAAGCUCUGUCAUGGGACGACCUCGGCAAGAUGAAGUACACAUGGUCGGCGGCGAUGGAGACCCUGCGCCUGGUGCCUCCGGUGUUCUCCCUGCUCAAGAGGGCGGUCGAGGACGCGGAGUUCGACGGCCACCUCAUCCCCAAGGGCUGGCAGGUGCUGGGGGCGAUGAACAUGACGCAGUGGGACCCGGCCAUCUUCCCGGAGCCCGGCAGGUUCGAGCCGGCGAGGUUCGAGAGCCCGGCACCGCCCUACAGCUUCGUGGCGUUCGGCGGCGGCGCGACCGUAUGCCCGGGAAACGAGUUCGCUAGGGUGGAGGCGCUGGUGGCCAUGCACUACAUCGUCACCGGGUUCAGGUGGAAGCUCGCCGACGGCUGCGACGGCAGCUUCUCCCGGUACCCGCUGCCGUCCCCGGCUCAGGGCCUCCUCAUCGACAUCGAGCCAAUGGACACAGCCACCACAGGUGCAGCAGGCAUCACCAAAUGAUCUCGAAGAAUCCCGUAGCAGAUCUGAAUGGUGCACCAACACCAUUCAGCUCUAUGAUUUCCAUGUUAAAUGUACGAUUACAGAUACUAAUUUGCAGUGAAG
Triticum dicoccoides is the source of this 1613-nucleotide messenger RNA. Its product is annotated as cytochrome P450 716B1-like. Bases 42 to 1511 code for a protein of 489 amino acids. Gene Ontology annotation, molecular function: heme binding; oxidoreductase activity, acting on paired donors, with incorporation or reduction of molecular oxygen; monooxygenase activity. Lineage: Eukaryota; Viridiplantae; Streptophyta; Magnoliopsida; Poales; Poaceae. The transcript has a single exon. Gene Ontology annotation, biological process: sterol metabolic process. The record is from RefSeq and is a predicted model, not a curated record.